GUAAUGUGUGAUUUAUUUCAUGGGAGUCUUGAGCGGCCUCGGCACGCCCGGACACGUCAUAACAGAUCCACGGGCGGCUCGCCACUAGCGAGCAGCGUGGCGCGAGCCGCGUAUAUUGCUGCGGGAUUCGCUCCUCCCAUCGUAGUUACGUACCAGACGUAAGAAGUUUCCCGAGGCACUAAUCUCAAAGCAGAGGCGUCCGUAAUGCAAGUGAUUGGUCGCAAUAACACAGGUUCAGGCUGUGCCUGGCUGAGGACGCCUCGUGUCCCUCACCGCCCCAGACACGGCCGCCCCGCCACGCCCCCCGCGAUCUGCACCCACUGUUGCCACGGAGCCACAAUGGGGGGAUGCAUCACCUAAAACUAGCCUGUAAUUUCCUUGUGACGCUCAUUGUUUUCGUGUACGACAAGUUGGGCUGCGUGGCGGCGGCGGUGAGCAGCGCGCGGCGGCGCGGGCAGCAGCAGCCCUCGUCCAGUGACUCACGUGUCGCGCAGCACAUGGGGAGUGGCCGAGUGUCAGCGACCACUGACCUCACACUCGCACGCUCGCAACCAUUGACCUUCCCAAACCGGGCGACGACCAUGGAGAAAAAAGCCUGACACUGCCGCCGCCCUCAAGUGUGGUGCGGGUGUUGCAGCACAGCGGUCAGCAGGAGGCGCGUCCCGCUGCUGACAGUAAUACACUAACUCUGUGUUGCGAAGGAAAGGAAUCACGCAUGAAACCCUUGUUGGCUCAUGACCCUGCCAGGACUAAGUUUUCUAAAUUGGAUGGGUCGGCGUGCCGAGCGUUGCAGCAGCUGAGAGGGGCAGUGGAGAAAGAGUCAAUGGCGCCCUCGCUGGGGUGCGGCGCGGCGCGGGCUGGCGGAGGCGGGGGCGGCGGCGGGCGUCCUCUGGUGGCCCGCCUGCCCCUCACCCACCACGCCCAGCUGCACACUCUGGCAGACCUGCUUGACGGCUGCCCAAAGGCGGACCCCUUCGCCCACCAAGAUACCAAAAUGAAGGCGGUGUCCAAGUGCCGAGGGUGCGACAGCUUCACGCUCUGCAGUCUGCUCUUUGGCUACGAGGAGCAAGAGAACACCCUGGACAUCGAGAAGUUGACGCCGACAGCACUGCAUGUGGCCUGCCUGCUGCCCCAGCCCGGCCCACUCGUCACCAAAAUGGUGGGCGUCGGCGUGGCCGUCAACGAGCCCAACGUGCUGGGCCAGACUCCACUCCACGCUCUCCUGCUGGGGGACGUGAGAAGCACCUCGCUGGUGGACGCGCUGUGCAAGUUGCUGGCUCACGGUGCUGACGUCAGCGUGAAGGACAACGCUGGAGAGACGCCGCUCCACCUCGUCCGGAACCUCCUGCGGCAGGGACUGUACCAGAGGGCAGCGCAGGUGGCCAAAAUUCUCCUGCAGGCUGGCGCUCACGUGGACGCCGCUAAUAAUGAGGGGCGCACGUUGCUGACAUACAGCGUGGAGCACCUGGACGACUCGUUGCCAUUGACCCGCACACUGUUCAACCACGGCUCGUCCGCGUGGGGCGCCGCCGACGGGACCGACAAGGACCAGAGCGUGUUCACCUGGUUCCUCAAAGCUGUGAUCACCCACCGCCGCGUGGAAAACUGCGCCUAUACGGUGGCCAUCCUCUCUCAUAUGAUGGCAGACAACCCCCGCAGGAUGCACCAGCAUGUACUACGGACCAUGUUCAGGCAGUCCCGCUGUUAUAAGGUGCUGGGCCCGGUGUUCCUGGAGCUGAAGACACUCAUGAUGCCACACUGGACGCAGCCGCCGACCCUCACCUUCCUUUGCUGGCGAACAGUGCGCCGCUCUCUCACACCAAAGAGAAUACAGUCCGGGGCGCCCCAGCUCGGCCUACCCCCGCCCCUCGAGUCCUACAUCCUGCUGGGGGAGCCUGGCAACACCUACACCUCCAGCGGCAACGUCCACUCCUAGCCCCAGGGCGGCGGCGCCUUACGGAACAAAGACUUCGCACAACGUUCGCCGGUGUUGAUCUGGCUGUGGUAGAGCAGGUGGCCGGCGGUAGUGGUGGUGGUGGUGGUGGUGCGUGACUGUCGGUGGAGUGACUGCGGCGCCGCGACAAGCAGUGUAGUGCAGGCGUGCUGGACAGCUGAUAGCGGGCACUGUAUACACUGUCCAUGUUCUUCCUUCCAUCGGUGUGGUGUGUGCGGUGCGGGAGGGAAUGUUUUGUAGCCACGGUGCGAUGGAAGACCACACGAGCCAAUGACAAUGCCGCAGAGCUUCUUCGUGUUCCACAUCUUUCAUCCAUUCUUCCGAAAUGCAUCGCCCAGUGUCGACAUGUCCUCCCGCAGCGGUACACGACUAAGGAUAUCUUUUUAUUUCCUCGGUGAGUGUUGUGUCAGUGAGUGUGCGUCUGGGCGUGGUGUGGGCGUGCACCGCGGCGUGUGUCUUGGCGUAGCGUACACCAAAGUGUUCCCGUGUGCGUGGUGUGGCCCGUGGUGUGCGUCACGGGCGUGGUGGCGGGCAGCAGAAGUCCCCAUCACGGCCAGCACAGGGUUCCAAUCGCCACGGUUCACUGUGCCUUCCUUCACAGCAACGCUCAGCAACGCGUCUUCGUACUCAAUGUAUACAAGCUGAGCUCACCGCGAGGCAUCCUAACAUUUAGGCGUGCCACUCUGAUCUUCCGCGGCACACUGCCAUGCAUACUGCCAAGCAUACUUCUCUUCAGGACGCAACGCGGGACUCUCGCCGACACGCCCACGCAGAACUGUCGCAGGUGUUUGAAGCGCGCUGAUCUCCGCCGCACCGUGACAGCCCUGCAGGACCAUCACUGCUUGCUGGGCGCCAAGCAACAUACAUAAUCCCCUUUGCUCUACUAGUGAAACCCAGUAAACACUGUACACGUCUCUUAGUUCCAUAGAGUCACGUGUCCCUGAUCCUCGUCACUAUCAAGGAGUGACACCGCGGCGGCCCUUCAGGGACACACACACACACACACACACACACACACA
Molecule: messenger RNA, 2973 nt
Organism: Scylla paramamosain (green mud crab)
Lineage: Eukaryota; Metazoa; Arthropoda; Malacostraca; Decapoda; Portunidae
Exons: 8
Coding region: 716-1936 (406 amino acids)
Biological process (GO): intracellular signal transduction
Molecular function (GO): protein binding
Source: RefSeq, a predicted model, not a curated record